AUGUGUGAAGGAGGCAAGAGAGCCAGGAGCCCAGCUGGUCCUGCUUAUCAACUGCUGGAAGCUAGACUCGAGCAGGCCGACCUGCUGAAGAAGGUUGUUGAUGCAAUCAAGGACCUAGUCCAGGACUGCAACUUCGACUGCAAUGACAGCGGUAUUGCGCUCCAGGCGAUGGACAACUCGCACGUUGCGCUCGUCUCGAUGAUGCUCAAGGCUGAGAGCUUCUCCCCAUACCGAUGUGAUCGCAACGUUGCGCUCGGCGUCAACCUCGUCUCCCUUACCAAAGUGCUCCGCGCAGCCCAGAACGAAGAUGUCCUUACGAUCAAGGCUGAGGAUGCUCCGGAUGUUCUGAACUUGGUUUUUGAGAGCAGCGAGAGCGAUCGGUUGAGCGAGUAUGACCUGAAGCUCAUGGAUAUCGAUCAGGAGCAUUUGGGCAUCCCUGAUACCGAGUACGCCGCCACUAUCUCCAUGCCAUCAUCCGAGUUCAAGAGAAUCUGCAUGGAUCUUAUGCAGCUUUCCGAGUCUGUUUCUAUUGAAGCCUCUAAGGACGGUGUCAAGUUCACAUGCAAUGGCGAUAUUGGUAAUGGUUCUGUCACUCUACGAAGCCACAACAAUGUUGAGAAGCCGGAGCUUAACAUCGAUAUCGAUCUUACGGAGCCCGUCGCCUUGACAUUCUCCCUCAAGUACCUCGUCAAUUUCUGCAAGGCCGCAGGUCUUUCCAAGACUGUCAAGCUUUGCUUGUCUAAUGAAGUACCUCUGUUGGUUGAAUAUGCGCUGGCUGGAAGCAGUUAUCUGCGGUUCUAUUUGGCUCCUAAGAUCGGUGAUGAAGAGUAA
This is a messenger RNA of Venustampulla echinocandica, 831 nucleotides long. Its product is annotated as Proliferating cell nuclear antigen. NCBI's taxonomy places the organism in Eukaryota, Fungi, Ascomycota, Leotiomycetes, Helotiales, Pleuroascaceae. Gene Ontology annotation, cellular component: PCNA complex. Bases 1 to 831 code for a protein of 276 amino acids. The transcript has 4 exons. The record is from RefSeq and is a predicted model, not a curated record. Gene Ontology annotation, biological process: translesion synthesis; regulation of DNA replication; leading strand elongation. Gene Ontology annotation, molecular function: DNA polymerase processivity factor activity; DNA binding.